AUGGACACAGAAAUACAAGCAUUAGACAAUUUUUGCAAAGUACUGUACGAAAGUAUUGAUGGUGCUAGGCGACUUCAAGCAGAACAGAAUUUGACAGAGUUAGUAUCAUCACCCGAUUGCCUAAGGAGAUGUAUGCUGCUCCUGCAGAAUGGCACUGCACCGUUCGCUCAUAUGGUUGCCAGCAACACUCUUAUGAAAUUGCUUACCUCGAAAAUAGGCAUACCGUUACGGCAACGAUUAGAACUCAAUACUUAUUUAUUGAAUUUUCUUGGCGAAAGAUCAGAAUCGUUACCUCCAUUUGUGCUUGCCUCUCUCUAUCAGUUGUUUGGACGGAUUACCAAACUUGGAUGGGAUGAUUUUUUGGAAAAUCAAUCUUUCCCAUUCCGCGAAACAGUUUCUACAAUUAUGGAACUUGCCCAAAACAAUUCCGAUAAAGCUCAACUGGCUGUACAGUUACUAGCAGUAUUGGUUGCAGAUAUCAAUUCUUCUGUUGGUUUUGAAACUAUUACAAAGCGGCGAAAGAUAUUAUCAAGCUUUCUUGAUUCAUAUCUAUUCGAUAUUUUUGAAUUAUCAACAUCAUUGCUAAGAAAAAUGACUGUUGGUGGAAUAAAUCAAGCUCAGCUUCCUACAAUUAGCAGCUUACUGCAACUUUCAUACAACUGCCUUUCCUAUGAUUUCCUUGGUAAUAUAGUCGAUGAAACAAACGAUGAUUAUGUUACAGUUCAAGUGCCAACUCUCUGGAGGCUAGCGUUCGCAGAUGGCGAAUUACUAAAAUUGUUCUUCUGUUUAUAUAAAGAAUUACCAAUUGAGUUGACUACACGUGUGUUACAAAAUAUUGUUCAACUGAGUUCUCUUCGCCGGACAUUAUUCUCAGGUUCAGAACGACAGGCUUAUCUCACUCAUCUAGUAAAAGGCGUUAAAGGAAUAAUGGAACAACCAGAUAAACUUCGACAGCAAGAAAGUUUUCAUGAAUUUUGUCGCGUUGUAUCACGUAUGAAGGGUAAUUUCCAAUUGGUUGAGUUGAUAAAAAUUGAUGAGUAUCCGGCUUUGCUCGCAUUAUUAACUGAUUUUACUGAACAAAGUUUAAGAGCUUAUGAAUUCUCUGCAAACAGUACCUAUUACUUAUUAUCCUUUUGGCACCGAAUGGUUGCUUCUGUACCUUAUGUGAAUGUUGUGGAUCCGCAUCUCCUGAAUAUGUAUUGCCCCAGAAUAUUCACAACUUAUAUAGAAAGUCGCUUACAGUAUGCUAGAGCUGUUGCAAGAGGUGAUGUGAGUGAGGACCCUUUGGAUGAUCGAGGUGCUAUUCAGCAGGUUAUGGAUCAAAUAUCUGUAAUUUGUCGUUGUGAAUAUGAAAAAUCAGCGGAGGUCAUCAUGCGUCUAUUUGAUCAUGAUUACGCAAUAUAUGAACGUUCAGUUAGCAAUCCGCAGUCUACUGAAGCGUGCGAAUCGGUAGCAUGCUUGACGUGGCUUGUAACAGUAAUUGGUGCUGCUGUACUCGGUCGAGCAUCAUACAGUGACUGUGAAGAACAUGACGUUGUUGAUGGGAACUUAGUUUGUAGGGUUUUGAAACUUAUGGAACUUUCGGAUUCGCGGCUUUCUUCUGGCCUUCCAGGGAAUUUUAAGCUUGAGAUUGCUUACUUGUAUAUGUUAGACCAAUUUCGAAAAAUUUAUGUUACUGAUCAGGUCCAGAAAAUUAGCAAGGUAUAUGCUCAGCUUCAGACUAACCUGGGCUUGCAAGAUGAGACUGCUGUAAUUACCGGAUAUGCACGCAAAAUCAUUACAAACUUAAAAUAUUGGGGAACAGAAGAGAAAUUGAUUGAAGACACUUUAACGCUGCUCAAUGAACUUUCACUUGGAUUUUCAGCUGGUCGUCGUCUGGUACGAUUACCUGAUAUACAGUUAUUAUUGAAUCAUCAUUCAGGAGAGCACUUUUCUUUCUUGUCUGCGGAAUCGGAUAUUCGCAAUAUGAGAUGUCGUACAACUUUCUACGCUGCACUAAUGCGGUUACUGACCAUAGACUUAAAUGACAACGAUUCAGUUUUUUUCUCCUUUAUGCUGCCUUUAACAGAUUGUGUACACGAAAUUUCCGACGUUUUUGAACUGAACUCCGCAAAGGUUGAUCAGGAACGUCUUAAGAGGGCUGUCGUCGGCCUUUGUCGCGAUCUUCGCGGAAUUUCUAUGGCAUGUCAUACGAAAUAUCUCUUUUCGUUGUUGUUCGAUUGGAUGUACCCAAGGGUAUUCUCCAUAUUAAGUCGAGCAGUGGAUUUUUGGGCGAAUUCAACUGAAGUGGUCAAUCCCAUUUUAAAAUUGCUAGCAGAAUUAUCGCAAAAUCGUCAACAGCGAUUACAGUUCGAAAUGUCAUCGUGUAGUGCAGUAUUACUUUUUCAAGAAGUAUCAAAAGCUAUCUGUACAUAUGGUACUCGAAUGUUAGAAUUACCCAAAGUAGCUCCAGAAAAUGCUUAUAGAGAAAGAUAUAAAAAUAUUGGGACUGUAUUUAAUAUACUAAAGCUGGCUUUAAGUGGUUCAUAUAUUCCUUUUGGCGUGUUCCGAUUAUAUGGUGACACGUGUCUUCAGAAUGCACUGGAAAUAUUUAUCAAACUACUCAUGUAUAUACCUGAACAAGAAUUUCAUCUAUAUUCAAAAUUAGUUCGGAAUUUCCAUGUGCUAUUAGAGUCUAUUGCGCAAGAUAGUAUGUGCUUUUUAUCCAAUGUUAAGCCGGAAGUAUUUGUUUUGAUGAUGCGUUAUAUUGAGCAAGCGACUGUAUCACUUGACGCUGUUGUUGCAGCAGCUGCUUGUUCAACUUUAGAUCUAAUAUUAAAUUGUAUGUAUCGUCGUUUAACGCGUACCACUCCUCCUCGAGCACAUGUUGGUUCUGAAACAGAAGGGGAAAAUUUUAUCCGUGCUCUUGAAUCAGAUCCAUCUUUGCUACCUCAGAUAUUAUCAACAAUUCUCAAUGCCUUGAUUUUCGAUGAUGUCAAAUGCCAGUGGUCAUUAUCAAGGCCAUUACUUGGUUUGAUUUUAUUGCAAGAAGAAUGCUUCCAGCAGUGGAAAAUUCAAAUAUUAAGCAGUCAGCCACGAGAUAAAUGCGCAGCAUUUGAAGAGGCGUUUGCUUCUCUCAUGACUGGUGUGGAAGGAAAUUUGUCUAAUCGAAACAAAGAUUCAUUCACUCAGAAUAUUAAUAUUUUUCGAAAGACGGUCCAAGAUAUUGUCAAAGGUGAUAUUACUCCAAUAUUACUAGCACCGCCUGCUGAUAUGAUGUCGUAG
Molecule: messenger RNA, 3264 nt
Organism: Thelazia callipaeda (thelaziosis nematode)
Lineage: Eukaryota; Metazoa; Nematoda; Chromadorea; Rhabditida; Thelaziidae
Source: the annotation of a GenBank genome assembly